This is a messenger RNA of Habropoda laboriosa, 609 nucleotides long. RefSeq lists its product as uncharacterized. Lineage: Eukaryota; Metazoa; Arthropoda; Insecta; Hymenoptera; Apidae. The transcript has 4 exons. The record is from RefSeq and is a predicted model, not a curated record. The coding region runs from base 1 to 609 and encodes 202 amino acids.
AUGAUGUUUAUUCAGAUGAAAGUGGACUUGGUGUCUUUGUUGCUCCUGUUGACGAUAGGACGGAUCCAGGGAAGCGAAAACGAGCAACUUCGAGAGAAGAGGCAAGCAUUGUUUCCCCCGCCGCUUGUUUAUCCUUUCGGUGGUACUUUCAAGCUAAUCAUCGGCUUCGCGAUGCCUGUGCAACUCUCCGGCAGGAUUUUGGUUUACGGCCAAAACAUUCAGUUCCAAUACAUGUUGCCAGACAACGCGACCUUCUUCACAAACUUCUUCGAGAAUUCGUCACGUGGUCGACGUAGAAGAGCUAGCUGGAACGAGAGAGCUCCUGUCUACGAUAUUCUGCAGCAAGAGCUAGACAGGCGGAACAUCGAUGGGAAAGGUUGCCUGAUGAAGAAUAUCUGCGAGGCUGCGUCGAUGACUUUGAAGAACGAGGGAUUAAUGGGAGAAUUGUUGCAUUUGUUGCUAACCCCAGACUAUGGAGAUUUUCCCACAAUGGACGAAGAAUAUUUAGAGGCAGCUAAGUCUGGAAGAAGGCACGAGAAUUGUUCAACAAUUUACUCCACCUGCCCACCUGGCCUAGGAAUUUUGGACAGAAUAUCCACAAUUUAUUAA